CACGCGCAUCUCCGUCCCCCCGCGCGCGUCGACGGCCCCGCCCGCGCUGCAGCCGCCGCCGCUCGCGCAGCUGUCGCUGGACGCGCAGGAGAAGGCAGUGAUCGAGGACCUGCUGUUCGUGUUCAUGGGCUUCGAGGGCCAGUACAUCCGCUUCGCCGACGCCUACAACCCGCACGACGAGAAGGCCCGCCUGCUGGGCCCGCAGUUCCAGCUGCUGCCCGGCCUGGACCCCAGUCUGACCGACCUGGCCCGCGCCAUGCUGCGCACCGCCACCCACUACAUUGCCGUCGAGACGUGCGUCGAGGUGCUGAGCCGCGACCAGUACGGCGCCGUCAACCACGCCCUGUGCGCCGCCGUGCGCCGCCUGCUCAAGGACUACCUGACCCUGAUCGCCCAGCUGGAGCACCAGUCGCUGACCAACGGCGCCUUCACCCUGCACGUCCUGAACCUGCACAUGAAGCAGACGAGCCACAUGCUCUUCCAGCUGUACACCACCGCCAUCGAGCUGCUCAAGGCGAACGGCAUCCUGGAGGACGACAAGGACGACGAGACCGACGACGACACCAACGACUUUGAGAACAUCCUCGAGUCGCUGCGCGAGGGCGGCGCCACCGUCAAGAAGAUGUGCAAGGGCGGCAGCGUGCUGGGCCUGAUCACCAAGCGCCUGGCGUCCAUGUCUGGCGAUCCUGCCGCGAGGACCCUGCUCACAACACUGCUUCGAGAGGCGAGCAGACCGUACAUGGCCAUGCUCAACGAGUGGCUGCACCAUGGCGGCAUCAAGGAUCCACACGCCGAGUUUCUGGUCAAGGAGCAGCGCAGCAUCAAGCGCGAGCGAUUGGAUCAGGACUACACAGACGAGUACUGGGAGAAGAGGUACACCAUCCGAGACGCACUAGUACCGCCACAGCUGGAGGCCGUCAAGGACAAGGUGCUGCUGGCCGGCAAGUACCUCAACGUUGUGCGCGAAUGCGGCGGCGUCGACGUCAGCAAGCGCGUUGAGGACGCGCCGACAAGCUUCGACGACCCACGAUUCCUCGACAAUGUCAACUCUGCAUAUGCUUCCGCCAACUCUUCGCUUCUCAAUCUCCUCCUCACCACACAUCAACUGCCUGCGCGACUACGCUCGCUCAAGCACUACUUCUUCCUCGACCGCUCCGACUUCUUCACCUACUUCCUCGAGAUGGGCGAGCUGGAGCUCAAGAAGCCAGCAAAGCACGUCAAUGUUGGCAAGCUGCAGUCGCUGCUCGACCUUGCCACUCGACACGCCGGUUCGGUGGCCGUAGAGGACCCCUACAAAGAGGACAUCAAGGUCCAGAUCAACGACGUCGGCCUGACAAACUGGCUGAUGAAGAUUGUCAACGUGCAAGGCCUCGACCAGGAAGCCGCGACGUCAAUAUCAAACUACACCCCCGCGAACACCGACAACAUCACAAACGACAAGGACAUUACGGGAUACCAAGCGCUGGUAUUCGACUACAACAUGCCCUUCCCGCUGUCGCUCGUCGUCAGCCGCGUGACCCUCACCCGCUACCAGCUGCUCUUCCGCUUCCUGCUCAGCCUGAAGCACCUCGAAACCGACCUGGCCAAGUGCUGGGGCGAGCAAGGCAAGAACUCGAUGUGGAAGCACCGCUCCAAGAACCCGCGCAUCGAGCAGUGGAAGCGCCGCGCCUGGACGCUGCGCGCCCGCAUGAUGGUCUUUGUGCAGCAGCUCACCUACUACUGCACCGCCGAGGUCAUCGAGCCCAACUGGGUGUCUCUCAUGUCGCGCUUGCGCGAAGAGGGCAAGGCGAGCAAGGCCCCCGGUGCCGGCGAGGGCGUCAAGCGCACCGUCGACGAGCUGAUGCAAGACCACGUCGACUUCCUCGCGACGUGUCUGAAGGAGUGCAUGCUGACCAACAGCAAGCUGCUCAAGAUCAACAACAAAAUAAUGUCCACCUGCAACAUGUUCGCCACCUUCACCUACUCGCUCUCGCGCUACCUGAUCACCAGCGACCCGCACCUCGUCGCCUCGGUCAACGCCACCCUGUCCCCCUCCCCGGGCGACGCCACCUCCUCCCGCCACGCCCACGCCGUCUUCGACCCCCACCGCCUCGACAAGAUGUUCGACAUGCUGACCAAGUACGAGGACAGCUUUACGCGCCAUCUGAAGAUUCUGCUGGAUACGCUGAAUUAUCUGGCGGCCACGGAGACGGUGGUUUUUCUGCAGCUGUGUGCUAGGUUGGCGAGUGCGGGGGAGGGGUUGGGUGGGCUGGGCGGGCUGGUGGGGGUUGGUGUGUAGUGAGAAUCCAGGGAGGUGGAAGUCAAGGGGGCAGACGUCAGAUGUCAGAUGUUAGAUUUUGGAUGU
This is a messenger RNA of Boeremia exigua, 2344 nucleotides long. RefSeq names its product spindle pole body component 97. The record is from RefSeq and is a predicted model, not a curated record. Gene Ontology annotation, cellular component: gamma-tubulin small complex; centrosome; spindle pole. NCBI's taxonomy places the organism in Eukaryota, Fungi, Ascomycota, Dothideomycetes, Pleosporales, Didymellaceae. The transcript has 2 exons. Bases 125 to 2278 code for a protein of 717 amino acids. Gene Ontology annotation, biological process: microtubule nucleation; cytoplasmic microtubule organization; spindle assembly. Gene Ontology annotation, molecular function: microtubule minus-end binding; gamma-tubulin binding.